Pimephales promelas (fathead minnow) is the source of this 1898-nucleotide messenger RNA. It is a transcript of the gene dusp8b, whose product is annotated as dual specificity phosphatase 8b. Gene Ontology annotation, biological process: negative regulation of MAPK cascade; peptidyl-tyrosine dephosphorylation. Gene Ontology annotation, cellular component: cytoplasm. Gene Ontology annotation, molecular function: MAP kinase tyrosine phosphatase activity; MAP kinase tyrosine/serine/threonine phosphatase activity; protein tyrosine/threonine phosphatase activity. Lineage: Eukaryota; Metazoa; Chordata; Actinopteri; Cypriniformes; Leuciscidae. The record is from RefSeq and is a predicted model, not a curated record.
GAGAGCCAGAAGAGAGACGGCGCACGAGAGGAAAGAGCGCGCGCGCGGCCGCUGAAACACAAAGGCUCCUCUGACAUCAGUGCUCGUGCGAGCUCGUGCGGAUAGUGCAGAUCUCCUGCAGGGUCUGAGUGUGUCCUGCAAGCCCUGCUGAUCCUCCUCCACUGACAGACAUGCACGAGAGCGAGAUGAGGCUGAAGAUGCGCGUCAGGCGUAUUAAAGAAGGGAGAGAUCUGAGAGGUGGCUUUGCAGCGUUCUCGUCUUGUUUCCCUGACCUGUGUGAGAGUAAACCAGCCACUAUUGUACCUCUCAGCCUGUCCCAGCCCUGUUUACCUGUGGCCAACAUCGGUCCGACCCGAAUCCUGCCACACCUGUACCUGGGCUCUCAGAGAGACGUCCUCAAUAAGGAACUGAUGACUCAGAAUGGUAUCACAUAUGUUUUGAAUGCCAGCAACACAUGUCCCAAACCUGACUUCAUCAGCGACAAGCACUUCAUGCGCAUUCCCGUCAACGACAGCUACUGUGAGAAGCUGCUUCCUUGGUUGGAUGACAGCAAUGAGUUCAUUGACAAAGCCAAAGUGUCAAACUGCAGAGUCAUCGUCCACUGCUUGGCUGGCAUAUCCCGCUCUGCAACCAUUGCCAUUGCCUACAUCAUGAAAACUAUGGGCCUGUCUUCCGACGAUGCCUACAGGUUUGUGAAGGACCGUCGGCCAUCGAUAUCUCCAAAUUUCAACUUCUUGGGUCAACUCCUGGAGUUCGAGAGAGGCUUGCAGAUGAAGAAGAGUCCCAUAAGGUCGUCGGUGAAACCCACUGAAGAGUUGGCGGAUGUCCGACAGAUGGAGAGCGAUCCCUGCGACCAGAGGAAUCCUCAAACUACAGAGAUCACUCCGUCGCCAACCUCACUGCAGAAAGACCUCAGCUCCCUUCACCUGUCCACCGAACGAAUCCUUCAAAACAAACGGCUCAAGUGCUCCUUCUCCCUCGACAUCAAGUCUGUUUACUCGGAGAGACAAAACCAGCAAGACAUCCCCAAACUCUGCAGACUCGACAGCCUAAAGUCGACUAACGGAGUGUGUCAACACCCGUCAGACUCGCAGUGUGCCAACAAGACAAGAACGAUCCAACAAAGAGAGAGGUGGGAAAAUGGUGGCUUUGAGAGGUUAUCCACCACCACUCUGUCCCUCAAUCUGAAGAAGGGAAACUGCGGGCCAAGAUCGCAGGAUCCCAUUCGCGAGACCAACUUGAAGGCGCCUACUUUCCUCAGCUUGCCGCUGGGUUCAUCUGCUAAUUGGACCACGCACAGAGGCUCGAAUCAAGCCAGCACCCCGAUCACACCCACGGGUGACUGCCCUUGGUUCUUAGGCACCAAUUUGGCACCGUCUACUGGGAACCCAAUGCACUUUGGCACCGGUCCUGCUUUCACGGCUUACAGUUCUGGCACCUCAAAGCCAAGCGUACGCCGCAGGGACGAAACACAGGACUUUCAGAACAGCUGGCUCGAGGAAGGGAAAGUUUGCGGUGUAUCGCAAGUGGACACGAAGUACAAGCGGCGCAGCUGCCAGAUGGAGUUUGAAGAGGGGAUUAACACAACACAAAGCAGCGAGGAAUUUGGGAAGCUGGGAAAGCAGUCCAGUUUCUCCGGGAGCGUGGAGAUCAUCGAGGUAUCAUGACAAAGAUGACGAUCUAAUAACUCCAGAGUUCAAGAGAGCUUUGCAUCUAAGAGGGACUGAUGUGUGCCGCCUUUUUCAGGCUAUGGGUUGAAGUUGAGGAAAUGUAUUGGGGAUGAACGGAUACGCAUUGGUUUUGCAAAAAGCAAAGAAUACCCUACCCUAUCUCACGACCAAUUCGUACGAGUGAUUAAAAAGUGGCUAAUUCGUACGACCUCACUCGUACCAAUUCAU